CAGAGAGGACACAGCGAGAGAGGGAACACAAGCAGGGGGAGUGGAAGAGGGAGAAGCAGGCUCCCCACGGAGCAGGGAGCGCCAUGCGGGGCUUGAUCCCAGGACCCUGGGAUCAUGACCUGAGCCGAAGGCAGACACUUAACGACUGAGCCACCCAGGCGCCCCUAAAAAAGACUAUUCUAGCAGCUGCUUUCAUUUUUUCCCAUUUCAGCACCGAACACCGUGACUGUAUAUUAGCUCAGUCAAGCCUCAUGGCGGCAAUCCUGCCCCAUCUCGGAGACCAGGACUUGGAAGCUGUAUUCCUGACAGCUGGGUGGAAGGAGUUGCUGUCCUUUGAGGAUGUGGCUAUGUACUUCACCAGAGAAGAGUGGAACAAACUUGAGCGGGCUCAGAAGGACCUCUACAGAGAUGUGAUGCUGGAGAAUUACAGAAACAUGAUCUUGUUGGGAUUUCAGUUUCCCAAACCUGAGGUGAUCUGCCUGCUGGAGCAGUGGGAAGAACCAUGGAUCCUGGAUCUACCAAGAGCCGGGACUAGGAAGGCUUCCAGUAGUGCUUGCCCAGGCUCUGAAGCCAGAUGCAAGACGAAAAAGCCAACUCCAAAGCAGAAAAUUUCUGAAGAUUUAGAGUUGUCAGUGGUAAAGCAGACAACGGCCAAGAGAUCUGCAGAAAGGUCACAUAAAUGUAAUGAAUUGGUGGACGUUUACAGACUUGCAUUCCCCACUCUUGGUGAUGAAUGCCACAAGGACUUCCUUCAAAACCUCCACCUUACUCAAGAUCGGAGUGCCCAAAUAAGGAAGAAGCAGGGCAAAUGUGAGGAGUAUGGAAAACCUUUCAAUCAGAGAUCGUUGCUUUUGCGGCAUAAGCAAAUUCUUACAAACGCAAAAUCUCAUGAAUGCAGUGAAUGUGGAAGAGUCUUCAGGCGUCAGGCAAAUUUCAUUCGACAUCAAAGAAUUCACACAUCAGAGGAUCCCUUUGAAUGCGACAUAUGCGGGCAAGCCUUCAAACAUAAGUCUACUCUUCUUGUCCAUAAACAGUGUCACCCUCAAAAAAAGCCAUAUAAGUGUCAUGACUGUGGAAAAUUUUUCCGUCAGAUGGCAUAUCUUAUUGAACAUAAAAGGAUCCAUACCAAAGAAAAGCCCUAUAAAUGUAGUGAGUGCGAAAGAACGUUUAGUCAGAAUUCAACCCUUAUUCGACAUCAGUUAACCCACAGUGGAGAAAAACCCCAUAAAUGUCACGAAUGUGGAAAGGCCUUUGGUCGGCAUUCGACCCUUCUGAGCCAUCAACAGAUUCAUACUAAACAAAACACUCACAAAUGCAGCGAAUGUGGAGAGUCCUUUAGCCGGAAUGUGGAUCUCAUUCAGCAUCAAAGAACCCAUACCAAGGAGGAAUUCUUUGAAUGUAGAGAAUGUGGAAAAACUUUUAGUUUUAAGGCAAAUCUUCAUCGCCAUGAGGUCAUUCAUACUGGAGAGAGACCCUACAGAUGUGACAAAUGUGGAAAAUCUUUCAUCUGGCGCACAAGCUUUAUUAAGCAUCAGGGUACUCACAGAGAACGGAUAUCAAUGUGAUACUAACUGGAAAAAGACCAUUUAAAGACCAGAACUUACCACUCUUGUAAUUAUGUGUAACUUCAUUGUUUUAUAAAAAUUAAUAAACAGGAAUUGAAAUGGUUUUGCUGUGGGGACCCUCUUUUUGUAGCUAACCUUCUUGCUGGAGUCAAGAAUUAAUAGAACAUGUAAUAGUCUGUCAUGUUCAGUCUCCGUUGAGCUCCUCAUACCUUCAUUGUCCCAAGUCCAGGCGGAAGGGAGGCAUAAAAACUUUGUGGUUCCCUAGGCUGGAGACCAUUUGAUGGAUUAUGAACGAUGUAGGAAUACUUUUCUUAUUUCCUGUAUAACUGGGGGGAAAACGUUUUUAAGUCAAAGAAAGGUGUAAAAAGAUACUUUUCUUGGUUUUAUGUAGAAAAAUUACCUGAUACUACAUUGACUUUUUAAAAGUAAAAUAAGGGCUACUCACAAGUAACUCGUGAGAUAUUAAGAAUCAC
Molecule: messenger RNA, 2038 nt
Organism: Mirounga angustirostris (Northern elephant seal)
Lineage: Eukaryota; Metazoa; Chordata; Mammalia; Carnivora; Phocidae
Gene: ZNF789
Product: zinc finger protein 789
Exons: 5
Coding region: 252-1565 (437 amino acids)
Biological process (GO): regulation of transcription by RNA polymerase II
Molecular function (GO): RNA polymerase II cis-regulatory region sequence-specific DNA binding; DNA-binding transcription factor activity, RNA polymerase II-specific
Source: RefSeq, a predicted model, not a curated record